This is a messenger RNA of Papaver somniferum (opium poppy), 1647 nucleotides long. Its product is annotated as 60S ribosomal protein L4-like. Gene Ontology annotation, molecular function: structural constituent of ribosome; RNA binding. Gene Ontology annotation, cellular component: ribosome; cytosolic large ribosomal subunit. The record is from RefSeq and is a predicted model, not a curated record. The transcript has 2 exons. Lineage: Eukaryota; Viridiplantae; Streptophyta; Magnoliopsida; Ranunculales; Papaveraceae. The coding region runs from base 84 to 1301 and encodes 405 amino acids. Gene Ontology annotation, biological process: translation.
CUCUGUCUACUAUUAAAAAAAAGAAAACAAAAAGAAAACAAAAACCCUCCUCUCUUCUCUCAAAUCAAACCUAUCAAUCAACAAUGGCAGCAGCAGCGGCAAGACCUUUAGUUUCGAUCCAGAACUUGGAUGGAGACAUGUCUACCGAUGGAGGAAACACACUUCCAUUACCAGAUGUAAUGAAAGCAUCAAUCCGUCCAGAUAUCGUCAAGUUUGUUCACGCCAACAUGUCGAAAAACAGUCGUCAACCAUACGCAGUUAGUCGCAAAGCAGGUCAUCAAACAUCAGCUCAAUCAUGGGGAACUGGUCGUGCUGUUUCUCGUAUUCCUCGUGUACCUGGUGGUGGUACUCAUCGUGCUGGUCAAGGAGCUUUUGGUAACAUGUGUAGAGGCGGUAGGAUGUUUGCUCCUACACGAAUCUGGAGAAGAUGGCAUCGUAAGAUCAAUGUUAAUCAGAAGAGGUAUGCUAUUGUUUCAGCUUUGUCUGCUUCUGCUGUUCCUUCAAUCGUUUUAGCUCGUGGUCACACUAUUGAAGGUGUACCUGAACUGCCUUUAGUUGUUAAUGAUUCCAUCGAAGGUGUUGAAAAAACUAAUGCUGCUAUUAAGGUUUUGAAACAACUUGGUGCUUAUGCUGAUGCUGAAAAGGUUAAGGACAGUGAGAAGAUCAGACCAGGUAAAGGUAAAAUGAGGAACCGACGUUAUGUUUCUAAGAAAGGUCCUUUGAUUGUUUAUGGUACUCAAGGAACCAAGAUCGCAAAAGCAUUUAGAAACAUUCCUGGUGUUGAGCUUGCCAAUGUGGAGAGACUUAACUUGCUGAAACUUGCACCUGGUGGUCAUCUUGGUAGGUUUAUUAUUUGGACUAAAUCAGCGUUUGAGAAAUUGGAUUCGAUCUAUGGGUCUUUUGAGAAAUCUAGUGAGAAGAAGAAAGGAUAUGUUUUACCUAGAUCAAAGAUGGUUAAUGCUGAUCUUGCUAGAAUUAUUAACUCUGAUGAAGUCCAGUCUGUUGUAAGACCUAUUAAGAAGGAUUCAAAGAGAGCACCAAUGAAGAAGAAUCCUUUGAAGAAUUUGAACACUCUUUUGAGAUUGAAUCCGUAUGCUAAGACUGCUAGGAGGAUGGCUCUUCUUGCUGAAGCUCAACGUGUUAAAGCUAAGAAGGAGAAGCUUGAGAAGAAGAGGACCAACAUUUCCAAGGAGUCUGCUGCAAUCAGGGCUGCAGGAAAGGCGUGGUACCAAACUAUGAUCUCAGACAGUGAUUACACCGAAUUUGAUGUUUUCCAGAAGUGGCUUGGAGUGUCUCAGUGAUUCUCUUGCAGUUUCAUGAUUCUUGGAUAGGGGAUUUUCCUCAACACUUGCAUUUCCUGUUGAACUAAUUUUGUUUUAUUUUUAACUGGUAUUGUAUUAAGUGAAAGAGAAUCCAACUUCUCUGUGCUUAAGCUAGCUAAGGAUGGGUCUAGGUUUAAUAGAGGAGAGAAGGCAGGCCCUUUUUUUUUUUUACAUAGAACAGAGGGGUUUCCUAAUACUUCAAUUUAGAUUUAGUCAGUAAUUUCUUCUGGAUAAAAAGUCUUCUUCAGAUCUGUUGAAGGAGGAACUGGUUUUAUGUUCUUUUUUUAUAUCUGUGAUUAAUGAUGGAGUUUUGUUUGAUCGAGCA